Messenger RNA from Gossypium raimondii (Peruvian cotton), 951 nucleotides. RefSeq lists its product as uncharacterized. The record is from RefSeq and is a predicted model, not a curated record. NCBI's taxonomy places the organism in Eukaryota, Viridiplantae, Streptophyta, Magnoliopsida, Malvales, Malvaceae. The transcript has 2 exons. The coding region runs from base 113 to 694 and encodes 193 amino acids.
ACCUCAAUCAUGCAUUCUUUUUCGGACAAAACUUAAAAAGAACACUUGAAAGUCGAAUUAUAUAUAUUACUUUGUACACACGCGAUAUGAAAAUGAAAUCAAACAUUCAUCAAUGAAUUAUUGUAAUAAAACAACACAUACGAAUCAGAGAAACAUGAAAAUAUCGUCGUCGCAGCAAUCAAGCCUCCUCGAGUGUUGUAUGUGUGGGGAUUCUGGUAUUACUCAAGAGCUUUUUCAAUGCAAAAUUUGUCAUUUCAGAUCUCAACACAGAUAUUGCAGCAAUCUGUAUCCAAAAGCUGGGGUUUAUGAAGUUUGUAACUGGUGUUUGAAUCAAGAGGAGCAUUCAAAGGAAAAGUCUCAGAAUUCAUUGAAUUCUUCAGCUUCAUCUAAAGGCAAAAACGAAGAUGAUAAUAAUAAGAACAAGAAAAAGGCUGAUAAUCACCAUGGAGCUGGCUUUAAAGGCAACCGAAGAAAUGCCAACAGUUUAAAGCAACAACAAUUGAUGAAAGUUCCCAUCAAGAAACCCAAGUUAGAAGAGAAAAUGAAGCGAAAAAGGAUCAUAAAGAAUGCUUAUUUAGAAGAAAAGCUUAGAAGAACAAAGUUAGAAGAGAUAUCGAAGAAUGGGGUCAUUACAAGACAUUUUUCCAGAAACAAGGUAAGAAGAUAUAAGCUUUUGGAUGAGGUUUCAAGUUAAAAACAUUAACACAAUUAUGAAGUUGGGUUAAAUGAGUGCAACCCAAUUGGUCAGCUGGAGAAGUCAACUAGGGCUGUUUCAAACAAGGGUUGUUUUCUUUUCUUCCAAACAGAUAAAAUCUCAGUUAAGGUUGGAGGAAAGUCUUGGAAUGAUGGAUACCAUUAUGGAUCUUUGAUAUAAUAGAUAGUUAAAAAUAAAGAAUUUUGCCUUGUUCUUCAAUAUGAUUUAUCAAAUUCUAGGCUUCCAAUAUUGAAAUA